Molecule: messenger RNA, 34482 nt
Organism: Podarcis lilfordi (Lilford's wall lizard)
Lineage: Eukaryota; Metazoa; Chordata; Lepidosauria; Squamata; Lacertidae
Source: the annotation of a GenBank genome assembly
UGAAUAAGCAAAGCCAAGCUCCUCAGUAAAUGCCCCAUGUGUAAAUAGGCUUGAACUGGAGAAAUUCUCAUUUCCUAUUGGCAUUUUAAGACAUUUUGUCUGUCAUUCGGAGAGCGGUUUCUACAGGACUGUCGUGCGACUCAAAAAGUGACCCAUGGAAGUCUCACGCGACCCAGUCCGCUGACCCGCUGAAGAAUCAAGAUGGUACACAACAUGGAUUGAGUAGGACAUGACAAAGAAGUGGUAAUUCCCACCUACAAAAUACUUGGGUGGAGGAAGAGGUCCAAGCCUCACUGCUAGGCUUAAGCAUUCAGGUAGGCCAGGAGGCCUCAGGCCUACAGGGUGGUUACAAAGCUGCACACCCCUAGGCAAGUUUACUCAGAAGAAAUUCCCACUGAAUUCCGUGGUUAUUACUCCCAAGGAAGUGGGGUUAGAAUUGCAACCUAAUUCUGUAGUGUUUUACUGCCUAUCUCUCAGAUGUGAGACUUGAAAGCGAGAUUUCCAAGACAAGAGUCACAAUUUGUCACUUUGGGGGUGGGGAUAUUGGUUAGACAAAUAUAAAUAUAAGUGACAAUUAUCAUCUUUAGUUGUAAUUUGACCUCUGUUCAGUCUCUGUUUUCAGCAAUAUUGUGAUGAUUUUAUUUACGUUUUCAGAAGGUUAAGACUAGUGUUAAAAAUGCAUCACUGAAGUCAUAGGUGCCAGUUCCCUGGGGUCCUGGGUGCCUGAGCACCCACAAAAUUCCCCCUGAAGGGGCCGGGCACCCACAAAUUUCAUUGCCAGUGCCAUGCAUGCUGCCCAGGCACCCACGGUCGUAGGGCCAAGCUGGUACUCCUGACUGCAGCUGUGAAAUCUCAAAGGUCUCUGUUUUCUUUCAGCAUCUGCAACUCCACUUUGUAAUGGAGCCAUACAAAAAUUGUCUCAUGCAAGUUGAAACGUAGCAAUAUGGUUUUUAAUUGCUAUCCCAGAAGACGUAUAUCCUACCCAGGAUUUGCUCCCUCUAGUUUUUAUAAAGUUCCAGUACUUCAAGUCUGUUUAGAUAGUUCAGCAAAGAAAGAACUGUUAAUGAGUAAUCGUUGUCCAAGACAGCGCUGAGCCAAUGAAAAGAGGACUAAACCUAAAGUCAGCCUGUUAUCGUUGAAGCCUUCUGCAAAAGUGAGAAAAGCAACACAAAAAUGUUCUUGCUUUGAAAAUCAUUAGGAUUCUGAGCUGAAUGCAGAACUACUGAGUGCACUGUGUCUCUACUGCUAGAGUUCAGGAAGACACCAAGUGUAAGCUACUACUUUUAGUUGUUAAUUUUAGUGGAUAAUGUUUUGGGGAUAAUACUGUGAUAAGUGCAUCAUUUCUUUGAUAUGUUACAUACAACUGUUUGUGACUCUUCUCUGUUUUUAUUGCUUUAUUGAUUUUCAUCGAUAGUUUGUUUUUGUUACUAUUAUUUAUUAUUUUAUUUAUAUCUUGCCUUUCUCCCAAGUUGGAUUCAAGUUGGCUUGGAACAUUUGAAAACACUGUUAUAAAAGUGUGUAAAUUUUGUUGUGUUUUAUUGGUACUGAACACAGUUUGGGGAUUAUUUUCUAUUUAAAACUGAGCAUGAAAUUUUAUAAUUAAAUAAAUUCAUCAUAUCAUAUUUUGUUUAACAAGUGCGGGAAUUUGUGUGCUUCAUAAAGAGCUCAAAAAACAAAUAAUCAAGAAGCUUAGGCUGCAGUCCUAAGCCCACCUACCAGGGAGUAGGCGCCAUUGAAUUUAAUAGCGCUUCUGACUAAACAUUGUUGGGAUUGUGCUGUUAAUUUCUAUAAUUUCUAUAGUUUCUCAUAAUAACCAGUCUCUUCAGAAGUUAGUACUUUGGUGGGAUUGAAUGUAGCAAGGUGAGGAAAAAGAAAUCACUGGUGAGUGAGCAUAGCAUUUCCUGGAACCUCACUUUUAUCAUUUCAGCCCAUGUCAGUUGUAGCGAUCAACUGUUAUUUUCCCAUUGUCAGAAUAAAGCAUGUAGAAAUAUUGAUUAAAUAAGUAUUACAAUGGAAAUUAAAAGUUUACAGAUACCAAACUUUCUGACUGGCAUAUCAUAAUUACUUUUUCAAUUACAGUUAAAGAUAACAAGCAUGUAGGUGCAUGCUUCCUAUCUCUUUUAUAACAGUCAGUAAAAUGUACUGAUUUACCAAAGUACCAUUUUUUCCUAAAAACUAUGGUGGAAUAAUGUAUUAUUAAUAUUACUGUGGCAUCUAAAUUUCCCAGCCAAGAGUCUGAUGUUACUGACAUGUGCUAUACACUAUGCACACCCGAUUAAAUUCUGUUUCUAUUUAUUUAUUUAUAAAAGUAUUUAUAUACUAUUGUAUCAUAAAACAUCAGGGAAGUAUACAAUGAUAAAACAUAAAACACCUUUAAAACAAUACAAAAUAAGCAUUAAGGUGACUGGCUAAUUAAGAAUUUCAGCAAGCAUUACAGUUACUGGCAAAGUUGGAUUAAGUUCUCAUUGCUAUAAUCCUUCAAUAAAAUAUAAAUUACUAAACAUCAGUGACGCCAAUGAAAAUUAUACUUUUAAUAGAAUUGGGGACUUGGUUGAAUUCUAAUUAUUUUGUCUUUUGUUUUUUCUUUAAUAAGAAGCUUUAGGUUUAAAUUAAUUGCACCCUUUUACUUCCUCUGAAUAUUCAUAAUAUUUCAGAAGCAGAAAUCUCUAGGCCAUCACUGAUCCCAGCAGCAAUCACCCUGGUCUGCUAGCUGGAUAGCUCCAGUCCACUUGCACCUUGACAUAUACAGUAGUUGACAUUCAGCAAAAGGACAGGUGUAAUUGUGUGUAGAAAUAGUCUGAGAGACCCAAUCUCUUCUUUACAGCUUUAUCCUCUGAUUAACAUUAUUGAUACAUACAGAGAACUUAUCCUCUCUUCAGGGUUUGGGCCAAUAUAUUUUGUUGUCUCAGGUGGAGCGGGUAAUGGUGCCCCAAAUUGUAGUACAUAGUACCCAAGGCCUGGCAAACAUCUCAAAAGCCCCCCCCCCCUCCGUGCCAGACAGUAAAAAUAUAAUAAUAUAUUAAAUAACAAUUUGCAGCCCUUUAACGAUGCCCAAAAUCAGCUGCCAGAAACCAGCUGCUCAUCAUAAAAUGGUUGUUCCUGUUCUCUUCUGUGAGAACAUGCCAUGACCUACUCCUUCUGUAGGAAAAUAGAAUAUUUCUCUCAUAUUCCAGUACAUAACUCCACAGGGUAGAAUCCUAGCGUAUUUUCAUAGGUGUUGUACAGGAAGCUAGUAUGUUGUGCUGGGACAUCUAAGGGAAUUGUAUGAUGGUGCUUCUCAUAAAUUUAAUCUGACAGUUUGUUUUCCAGCCAUAAGAGGUCCCAUUGGUAUGUAGUACAUGUGACAUUCAACAAACACAUUUGAUGUUUUAAAAUAAAUUGUUUAUUUUAUCCAUGCAUGGAUAACCUCAACUGUAUUUUAAUUAGGGAGCCUGAUGUUUCAUUAAGAGCACCUCCCCCUAAUCCUAGCGAGUGACUCAUUCUACUUUUUCUCCUAUCUAGCAUAAACAACUCACUGAUUACGAUUAACAGCUGGAAUUCCCAACAUGUUGACAAUUAUCACGAUAAUUAUAUUGUGAAACAUACAACAGAGCAAGGGAAAAUAUACAAUCCAGAUCUGGUUCAUGUACUACAGCAACUAUUAGGUUAGAAUACUGCCCCAUAGUAUGCUUUCUCUCUCUCUCUCUCGUCCAUGGAUUUACAUAUGUAAAAAUAGUUCAGAUGCAUCAUGGGAAUGUGUGACUAUUUCAAGUUGAUAGUGGCCUUUCUUGGUGUGCCAGCUCAAAAAAAGGCUGCUCUGCUCACAUGAAUAACAAUUGCGAAACAGGCCUCUCCACAUGGAAAUAAUCACACAUUACUCCCUCCAUACAAUGCAUCUGUGGAGAUGCUCCACAUGGAAUGUUUCUGAAAAUUUGGACAGGCCCUUUAGAAUGACCGCUGUUGCAAGCAGAUGUAGCAUUUUGUUUUUCUUUAUGUUUUUAAGGUUUCCUUCAACACUCAGCUUAAUUUGCUGCAACUCAGCCUAUUAAAGCGUCUAUGGCGUCAGAGAUGAACCUAAUUGGGCAUUCUCACCUACCUUCAGCAGAUGGAUUUUCUCUUUCCGAAGCUCCUCAUUUAUUUGGUAAAUAAAAAAAUAUAUUACAAGCAAUAUGCUAAUUCAGUCCAUAGAAUGGAGUAAUGCUGACAUUUUCUGAUAAACUCCUAUGAGCUACAUGUGAUUUCUUUGUUCAAAGUACUCAGUUUUGCUAAUCUAUUACAAUACAUUUUUGUGUUAUGAUUUGUAACACAACUGUGAAAAAAUUAUAAAUGGCAUAAUGAAAUCAGAAUAUAAUGGCAAAUCACCCACAGAGUGCAUAAUCUGCAUGCAAAAGCUCCUAGGUUCAUUCCCCAGCAUCUCAAGGUAGGGCUAGGAAACACUCCUGUCAAACACCGAAGAGGCUCAGUAUGCACAGUUCUGAACUGGAUGGUCAGCUAUGAUAUAUCUGUUGCUGUUGUUGCCAAUAAAGCAAAUCUAACAAUUGAAAGCAAAAGAGAAAGUCCUAUACUCAUAAGUACUGUAUAAGACUUCCAGAGGGGCAGCUGUUUAAUUUGUUGCAGCAACAAUGAUUACUGUAUGUCUUAUAGCAGGAUGCAUUUGACAAGUGGACUGUAGGUGACAAACACUUGUGCCGCACUAAAUGUGUUAGUCAUUAAGGUGCUACAAGAUUUCCAUUGCAUUACUACAGGAGAAAGACAAUGAUCAAAUAUGUUUUCAUUAAAUGCUUUAGAUUUUUUCCACCACCUUGAUCAUAACUUGUGUGUGUUGUUAUAUUUUUGUGUUCAUGUGAAGGUCUUGCAAUGCCUCCCUCCCCAUCAUUAUAUUUAAGAGCCAUAUGCAAUUUGAGUGUGUUCCGCUACAAACCCUGUGGCAAACCUGGGAUUUUAAUGAGCAGCUGCUGGAUUUUAUCAGAAUACAUAUUGCUAAAUUUGUGCAUUCUUUUGCUGUUUUGUUUUUACUUUCAGAAGCUUUGUUGCUCCCUGGCACAAAUAUUACAGAAGGCUUUUUAAUUUUUAAAGGAGCAACAAAAUGUAACAGUACUACUAACUUUAUAAUGUAAAAUUAUUUUAGGCUCUUCUCCCACUGCCUCCUAAGACACUUAAUGUUUCCUUCACCAUCACCACUUUCUGCAGAUCCUUUGUACUUCUAUUGUGUGUGAAAGUGGCUUUGAAACAUUUCUAUGAGUAAAGCGCUUUAAUGAUGAUGAUGAUGAUGAUAAUGAUGAUAGCGUAAGACAGCUGCCUCAGAUAGAGUACAGUAAUCCGCCUGCUUCAAGUAACAAAGCUUGGGUGCCAUUAAAAGGCAGGAAACUGAAAGCUCUGUAAUUUUAUUACUAUAUUUGUAAUGGGGGUGUGUGCCAAUUAGAAUUUUUUACUCCAUACAUCAGGCUUCCCCAAACUUGGCCCACCACCUGUUUUGGGAAUACAAUUCCCAUAAUCCCUGACCACUGGUCCUGUUAGCUAGGGAUGAUGGGAGUUGUAGUCCCAAAACAGCUGGAGAGCCGAGUUUGGGGAAGCCUGCCAUACAUAUUGGGCUGGCCUGAGCAAGGACAUGAUAAGCAUUGCCUCACCAUGGUCACAUUCUACGAAUGACUGGCUUUACAUGUGAUACAAACUGAGGCCAAUGCUUGUCUGUCUUCUCUGUAGGUUUAGCAAGUUUUCUAUUUAGCAAGUAAUAUUACUUCCCACCAGUGUGAACAGUGUGCUGACACUUGGAGAGCCCCUGAAAAUCUACAAUAUUCUUGGCUCUACAGAGAGGGGUGAGAAAGAUUGAAUCCUUUUGUUCGUUGUGUUGAGAGAGAAAGAAAUGCAAUUUCUCAAAGGUCAAAAAUGAUUAAACAAGAAGAAGAUCAUAAGGCGGGUUAGCUAACUGCUUGUUAUCAAGCUGCUUCUGGCAGAAAAUUCAACAUCUGGCUUUUGCUUUUUUAUAUAGCAGAGAUAAUAAACAGGCUCAAAAGUGACAGCAAGAUCAAAGGCAUAAAAAAAAAAUCAACAAUUAAAUUUCAGUUAAAUGUUGAAAAUUAAAUGACUUGUUAGAAAAGGGGUGAAUUUCCACCAGUUCCAAAGUAGCCAGGACCAGCGGGCUACCUAGACAUGAUCUCCUAACAUGCCAGUGCUCAUACUCUGGCUCAGCAAUCUUUCUGCAGGGGAGAAUAGUACCAUUCCAUAUUAUUUGACUUGCAAUUUGAAAUGUGCUUAAAACAUUAUCUGUCUGAGAUACGUAUUUCCUUCCUUUCCCCCCAUUUUUAGGUCUUUAACAUGGCUUACAAACAUGUUUGAAUGAAACAUUAUUUCCAGUCUCCACAGGGAUGUGCUGUCAGCUGUAGAUCUUCCACCCUAGAAAAAAGGGGCAAAUUCCUCACCCUAUACCUGAUUUCUUCUUUGAUUCUGGGUGUUUUGGAACUGACGAUGAGAUAAAGAGCAAUCCCUAUCUGGAAGCAAUCCCCCAACAUUCCCUCUACACUAAAUAAAGGACUAGAACAUUAGUUAUAUGUCCGUUAGUUAUUUUUGGCAGAAUCCUCUCAGGUAUGCAGUGUGGGGGGGGGGGGGAGGGGAGCUGAUGGCAUUGCCCUCCUUCCCCCCUGCUGUCAGUGGCAGUUUCAGCUGCCCUGGCCUCAGUGGUAGGGAUAAAGAGCUGACAAAGGCUUGCCAUUGUGAAUUACGUAUACAAUACCUGACUGCUGUUUCAGUAAAGUAAUGCAACAUAUCAUAAUUUUUUUAAAAAAUCCAAUAAGUGAAUCUGAAUGGUUGUACAAGUUAAUGGGAUUAUCCACACUCUUUUUGAUGUUCUGACAUCAACUUUUCCAGAUUUUAACAAAUUAUGCUGGAAAUGUUAUAUAGCAAUUUUCUCAGACUUUUUCAAGCUGGCUCCUCAUAAUAAAGUUAAUCAGUAAACUGUAUAACCUCUGGCCUAGUGUUUCCUUGGCUGGUCUUAGAGGAAGUUUUUAUUUUCACUUGUGAGUAAAGUAUUGGGAAGUUAAGGAAGCGGGAGAGAGCCAUACUGGAUGAAGGAACUAGAUUUGUCUUUUAAAUGGUCAUAUUAACGGCCCCUCAAGGUAGGAUACUUUUCCAGCUGACUUGUAGUUUGUGGUUCUAAAUACUGUACUAGACAACAUCGUUUUGCUAUACAUAAAUCAGUAUCUAGAAACUGACCUUUGUUACCUGAAGCACCCAACAUUUUAGAAAUUCUACAGCAUCUGCUUUGCUUAGAAAUAUAUCAGGUUCAAUCACUGGCAUCUCCAGGUAGGAAUGGGGGGCGGGCACUUGUUAGAUUUCCUAGAGAGCAGCUGUCAGUCAUUGUAGAUAAGACUGAGGUGGGUAGACCAAGAGUCUUGACUCCAUAUAACUAAGUUUCCCUACACUGUUGCUUUCAGGAAGCUGAUAUCUUUAUGUCAUGUAACGAAACUAACUCACUUGCACAGCCCAUUUUGCUUUAGUUUGUUACGUACUUUCCGCGCCCUGCAUUUUAUUUCCUCAUAUGGGUUAUUUUGGUUUCUUUUGCUCUGUUCUUUUGAUAGACUACCAUUAAUGAUUUUAUAUAUGCUAGCAGUUCUCCGUGUGGUACACUUAUAAAGCAAAAGUACAAUUAGGUGAAACUAAUCUGUGUUAAAUUAUUAUGAAUAUGCAUCCUUGCUUAAGAAUGCAAGAAGUCUGUUGUAGGAUGAGUUCAGCAUUCCUUUAAUUAAUACCAGGAACUAGCAGCAUUUGCUAGCUAGAUUUUGGCCUGUGGAUCAUUUGUAAACCAUGCUCUGCCUUUGCCUGCCCCUACCAUAGAACCCUUUUUUUUUUUUUUUGCUUGUGUGUACAGAGGAUGUGUAAGUGGAAUAUAUUUAUUUCCUGACAAUUUUCCGCUCCAUAAUUUGUAUUUAUUUUAAAAUAUUUAUAUCCCACUUAGUUAUCUAGAAGGACCCCAAGGUGGCUUUCAGAACAAUAAAAUUAAAGAUUAAACUGUAUGCAUUUUUACUUUGUUUUUACUCUUUUUGUAAGUUGCCCUGAGGAUACUGUUACUGGGUGUUUUAUAAAGAAUUGUAUCUAUGUGUGUGUAUGCACUUCUGUAAGCAUGGGUUGGUCUAAGUGAUCUGAGGUACCUUCCAGUUCUGGCUGCAUUCAAAUUGCAUUUUAUUCUGUUGAUUUCUGCACUAUAUUUGAACAAGCCACUAUGUACUGGAAAUCUAGUGGAAGUGUUCGUUUCCUUGUCAGUUGCUUGCAGAAAAAAUCUGUUUACAGCCCCAUUAACCCAGAAAAUCAUGAGAAUAAAAUGACAAAAUUUGUAAUGGUAUAUAGUGGCCUACAUAUCUUUCCUGCCAUUUUCAUGGGGGAAUCAUGGAGGAACAGAAGCAUGCAUGAGCGGAAAGUGUGGGGAAGAUACAACAUUGCCCAGUGAACUUAGUUGUUGUAUCACAGCAUGCCUGCUGUUGUGAAUGAAAUUUAAUGAAACAUGCCAGUAUAUCAGUCAGAAAGCCACAGUUCCAUAACAUAACCAGUACUGCAGUGUGAAAGGAAUAUCAUAAAACAAUGUGGAAACACUUGCAUUAUAAUAAAGAAAACUGAUGCAAUAUAACCCACAUUCUGGUUAUUGGGUAUGAAAACAGAAGAAAAACCUAACACAAUUGCUUAGAAGAAUAAAGUGAUGAUUAAACCAAAAGGGUUGCCUGAAUACCAAUAGUGAUAUUCGAUAUGCAUGGGUGCUAAAAUAUCUAUUCAUAGAAUCAUAGAAUCAUAGAAUCAUAGAAUCAUAGAGUUGGAAGAGACCACAAGGGCCAUCGAGUCCAACCCCCUGCCAAGCAGGAAACACCAUCAGAGCACUCCUGACAUAUGGUUGUCAAGCCUCUGCUUAAAGACCUCCAAAGAAGGAGACUCCACCACACUCCUUGGCAGCAAAUUCCACUGUCGAACAGCUCUUACUGUCAGGAAGUUCUUCCUAAUGUUUAGGUGGAAUCUUCUUUCUUGUAGUUUGGAUCCAUUGCUCCGUGUCCGCUUCUCUGGAGCAGCAGAAAACAACCUUUCUCCCUCCUCUAUGUGACAUCCUUUUAUAUAUUUGAACAUGGCUAUCAUAUCACCCCUUAACCUCCUCUUCUCCAGGCUAAACAUGCCCAGCUCUCUUAGCCGUUCCUCAUAAGGCAUCGUUUCCAGGCCUUUGACCAUUUUGGUUGCCCUCCUCUGGACACAUUCCAGUUUGUCAAUGUCCUUCUUGAACUGUGGUGCCCAGAACUGGACACAGUACUCCAGGUGAGGUCUGACCAGAGCAGAAUACAGUGGCACUAUUACUUCCCUUGAUCUAGAUGCUAUACUCCUAUUGAUGCAGCCCAGAAUUGCAUUGGCUUUUUUAGCUGCCGCGUCACACUGUUGGCUCAUGUCAAGUCUGUGGUCAACCAAGACUCCUAGAUCCUUUUCACACGCACUGCUCUCAAGCCAGGUGUCCCCCAUCUUGUAUUUGUGCCUCUCAUUUUUUUUGCCCAAGUGCAAUACUUUACAUUUCUCCCUGUUAAAAUUCAUCUUGUUUGUUUUGGCCCAGUUCUCUAAUCUGUCAAGGUCGUUUUGAAGUGUGAUCCUGUCCUCUGGGGUGUUAGCCACCCCUCCCAAUUUGGUGUCAUCUGCAAAUUUGAUCAGGAUGCCCUUGAGUCCAUCAUCCAAGUCGUUGAUAAAGAUGUUGAAUAAGACCGGGCCCAAGACAGAACCCUGUGGCACCCCACUAGUCACUCUUCUCCAGGAUGAAGAGGAACCAUUGAUGAGCACCCUUUGGGUUCGGUCAGUCAGCCAGUUACAAAUCCACUGAGUGGUAGCAUAGUCAAGACCACAUUUUACCAGCUUCUUUACAAGAAUAUCAUGAGGCACCUUGUCAAAUGCCUUGCUGAAAUCAAGGUAGGCUACAUCCACUGCGUUCCCUUCAUCCACCAGGCUUGUAAUUCUGUCAAAAAACGAGAUCAGGUUAGUCUGACAUGACUUAUUUUUCAGAAAUCCAUGCUGACUAUUGGUGAUCACAGCAUUCCUUUCUAGGUGCUCACAGACUGUUUGCUUAAUGAUCUGCUCCAGAAUCUUCCCUGGUAUUGAUGUCAGACUGACUGGGCGGUAAUUAUUUGGGUCCUCUCUUUUCCCCUUUUUGAAAAUAGGGACAACAUUUGCCCUCCUCCAGUCUGCCGGGACUUCGCCUGUUCUCCAGGAAUUCUCAAAGAUGACUGCCAGUGGUUCUGAGAUAACAUCUGCCAGUUCUUUUAAUACUCUUGGAUGCAGUUCAUCUGGCCCUGGAGACUUGAAUACAUCUAAACUAGCCAAGUAUUCUUGUACUAUCUCCUUAGUUAUUCUGGGCUGUGUUUCCUUUGCUGAAUCAUUUGCUCCAAAUUCUUCAGGUCGGGCAUUGUUUUCUUUAUCGGAGAAGACUGAGGCAAAGAAGGCAUUGAGGAGUUCAGCUCUUUCUGUGUCCCCUGUUUGCAUUUCACCAUCUUCUCCUCUGAGUGACCCCACUGUUUCUUUGUUCUUCCUUUUGCUACGGACAUACCCAUAAAAGCCUUUUUGUUGCUUUUAACCUCUCUAGCAAGCCUGAGUUCAUUCUGUGCUUUAGCUUUUCUGACUUUGUGUCUACACGUGCUGGCUAUUUGUUUGAAUUCCUCUUUGGUGGUUUCCCCCCUUUUCCAUUUUUUGUACACAUCCUAUUAACAGAACAGAUUAAAAUGCCCAAUAUCAUUCCAGAAUUUCAGACGAAUAGAGUGUCACAAAUGUUUAGGACUGAAAUGUAACAUUACACUUCUAAAGGUAAUUAACUAUAAUCUUCUGAUCUCUUAUUUCUUGGGUGAUUCCAUCUCUGCUCAUGUAUUAACUGCAGACUAAGCAACCAUAGAAUUUUAUUUUAACUGCCUUUGAGGUUUUGAGUCUUAGGACCAAGACACAUGACAAUCCUUCUGAAAAAUGUAUAUUGAUUUUGAACUGCUUGUGAAUAAGUGGUUCAAAAAAUUAUUUGCAUGCCAACCCACAUUUGAUCAACUCAGAUCAGCAGAUUUCAUAAACGUUAGUUUAUGUGAAAGUACUGAAAGUAUAAUAUUUUUGUUUAUAUGUCAGAAUGGUGUAGCUUUGGCUCCUAGUGAGUCUACACUGGUCGGUUAUAACGUUAAAAAUUCAUUAUAAAAAUGUGACACCAGAGAGCGCUGCAGAGCAGCGAUCUGUUGACAAUAGGAAAUUGUACUGAGAACUAUCUAAUGUCUUUAAUAGGCUUUAAUAAUGUUUUUACAGAUCAGUGUAGAUCCAGCCUAUCUUAAGAAUCAGGUGGAUAAGUCAAAGUCUUAACAGAACAGAAACCUUUAUUAUAGCUUACAACUUGGCUAAUUGAGAGACAUCCAGGAAGUACAGGAAAUGGAUUGCUUAAAGAUACACUCAGACACCAUACGUUUAAAGCACAUUCCUCUGCAAAGAAUAAUGGGAAUUGUAGUUUCCUCCUACAUAACGACACCCUUAACAGGCUACAGUUCCCAGGAUUCCUUUGGGGGAGGGAUGUGCUUUAAAUGUGUGGUGUGUACACAGCCAUGGACCCAUUCAUGGAAGCUGUUUAUCUCAUUCACAUUGACUGAAAUUAAAUACAGUGGUACCUCAGGUUAAGUACUUAAUUCGUUCCAGAGGUCCGUACUUAACCUGAAACUGUUCUUAACCUGAAGCACCACUUUAGCUAAUGGGGCCUCCCGCUGCCACCGCGCCGCCAGAGCACGAUUUCUGUUCUCAUCCUGAAGCAAAGUUCUUAACCUGAAGCACUAUUUCUGGGUUAGCGGAGUCUGUAACCUGAAGCGUCUGUAACCUGAGGUACCACUGUACAGGUUGAGGAGGAAGCAGCAAAAGAAUAAAAAUAAAUUAUAAUGAACAUAAUGCGAUUUAUGGGUUUCUUUUAGGGAAUAGAGCUUUUGAAGUAAGUUCCUUAUAAAAGAAAAUGUUCUUUUGUGUUGUUUUCUAGGUUUACUUCCCGAGGCAAUGACUUCCCCAGUGCAAGAUUCCGAUGUGUCACCCUAUACACAGUACAACGCUGUUCACUUUUCUCCAGUGCAGCCUCCCAUUUCUUCGCCACCUUAUUACUCCAGCUUUGGCUUCUAUCCCCAACAGCCUGAAGAGUGGUAUUCACCUGUAAUGUAUGAGUUCAGAAAACUACCCUCUGAUAACUUUCCCCUAAAGGAGCCAGACCUCGAGGGAAUGCCUGUAGCCAAGAAGACUCGAAUGGGUCCUUCAGGGGGGAGAACGAAAGGAGAGGAGUUGUGCGUGGUCUGUGGUGACAAGGCCUCUGGGUACCAUUAUAAUGCCCUGACUUGUGAAGGAUGCAAAGGUGGGAUGAACAAAAUUAUAGCAAGUAGAACAAUAUAGGUUAUUUUUGUGUGACCAUGUAAUUGGCCAGAAGUAGUUUUAUUAAAUAGGAAGUUCUGUUUGCUUUUAUUGAUCAGAAGAAGAGUUUGUGAAUGAAGGCAGGGACUAUGUGGUGGAGCCGUUUGUUAUUUAGCAAAGGAUUAGCAAGUGAGGCAAGGACUGACUGCACAUUGAAGUGAAUGCACCCCAUGGCAAGUUAGGCUGGCUGAAAGCUUCCCUUUCCUCAGUGCAGACAUUUUGAUCUUGUAAUCACUUGGAUUUCUAAUGCAUUCCCUUGCCAAUGUUGGCGGAGUUCCUUCCCUGGAAUGGCCGCCCCAAUAAUGUCAGUGAAGUGAGUGGACUGGCCUGCCCAUUCCUUUGUUCACAGAGAUCUAUGUGUGUGCAGAGCAUCACUGCUUGAGGUAGCUCUUAGUAAUCUAUUACAAAUGGAAUUGCAUGUGACGCAGUAUUCCUAACUGAGAGACAAAUAUGCCCGUGGUUCCUAGGAGAUUUAGGGGAGCCUUGCUUAAUAAAUCAGAUGAUAAAGUAUAGUGGUUAGCAGGACUUUUUUCAGUGGGAUAUCUUAUAAACUUCUAGUGGGAUACCAUUACAUAUCUGAAAUAAAUUGGUGUAUAAAUGCUAAUUGCACCUGCACCACCAAAUGUUUUCAGUAAGACAGAUAUUCUAUGGGCUUUGUAUUUUAUUUCUCACCUCAAUAGAAUGUAAGAUACCUCUUUAUCCAAUCAACUCUUAAUAAAAUCAACCUGUUUGCUGCUAAUAAUAAUGUCUGCAGGUACCAUUUUUGCAUUGAUGAUGAAUUUUUGAUAAAACAUGGAUUUUAAAAAUCUGUUUAAGAUAAAAAAGCAGAUUAUGAUUUAUUUUAAAAGUAGUAAAAUGUUUUCAACAGGCACUGAAGAACUCAGCUUUAAAUCUAACCUUUCCCUUCCUUAAUCUCCGUAUGGAAAUGUACUAAACUCUAGGGAAUUAUGAAACAGCAACUAUGUGGCUCUGAGUGAAAGCACCACAUAAUUUGCAUUUCAAAAGUGGUCAGUGUCAGUCAAAUAUAUUUCAAUGGAGACUGUAGACAAGACAUUUUAGAUGCAACGUCAAAUGGACAGUGAAGUGCAAGGUUUUUGUUUUGUUUCUUUUUAAAUAAAAGAAGUAGUUUUAUUAUUCUGCAAUAAAAAUGGUGGCUGGUUACUGAGAGGCAUGUCUAAGCUGGGAAUUAGAUAUUAUAGAUAUAUCUAUAUUAGAUAUAUCUAAUAUAUUAGAUAUAUUAGAUAAAUAUACCACUUUAGAGGUGGUAUAUUUCUGUUUUACAAAGGAGUGAUAUCCAGUGUUGUAUGAGUGGACUUCUUAUGCAACAGGACUUCCCCUUGUUCCCCCACCCAACUGCUCUGGAAAGUCCCCCAACCAUUGGUUUGUGUGUGUGAAAAGGAUGGAGAGGAAACUGAAAUCCUUUUGUGCACACAGAAGACAAUGCACUUCCAAUAGUAGGGUGCUGGGGCCAAGUGACUUCAUCCUGCCCUGCUUUUAGGAAGCACCAAAUUGCCUACUUGGGAGAAAGAGCACUGAACUUACUGAUCCCUUUUAUAAACACAUUCCAGAUUUCUAGGCUUUUACAUAUAUUUCUGUUGCACACAUCAUGAUCCAGGCCUCCAGGUACUUGGAUAAUGGGAAUAUAAGAUCAGCUACAUCUCUUUAUCAUAAGGGACAGAAAUAAAUAUCCAUUAAAGCAGAACAUAUGUUCUACUGGGUUAAAAGGUAUUUGCGUUACUGAAGAGUUGAUCCUAAUAAACUCAUUCUUUUAAAACAGAAACUAGUUUCAUAUUGGGAUCUUAUUUUGCACGUAUCGUUCUUUCUCUAGGCUUCUUCAGAAGAAGUAUCACCAAAAAUGCUAUAUACAAGUGCAAAAAUGGAGGGAACUGUGAGAUGGACAUGUAUAUGAGGAGAAAGUGUCAGAAGUGCCGUCUUCAGAAGUGCAAGGAAGUAGGAAUGCUGGCGGAGUGUAUGUAUAAAUAUAUUUGCAUUGCAUAAUCAAUGUCCAUUGAUUCAAUUGUGUCUCCUCUGAGUGUGAGUAAGCUUGGGCCUCGCCCUGUGUAGUUUGCAUUCCCAUGUUGUAGGAGCUGCAGAAAGGGUAGUAAAACCCAAGAUAGUCUUCAGGUUAUGGUUGCAUAGAGUUGAAGGUGCUCUCUCAGGGACCUCAAAGAGUGCAAUAAAAACAAUUAGGCAAACUGGGAAAGCAAAAUCUAUGUGAUUUAUUUAGUGAAGUGAACAAUUCCAGUCAGUCUUUUCUAAAAAUGGGACAGUUGAACAUAAGCCCAAGUCAGAUCAUUGGCCCAUUUAACUCAGCACUGCUGACCCUGGAUGACAGCAGUUCUCCAGGAUUUCAGACUUCCCUACCUGCAGACGCCAGGUACUCUACUGGUGAGCUACAGUCUCUCUUCAAAGGGGACUGCAUAUAUGAGAAGUAAAACUGAGUAAUAUGGUAGCAAUAUCUAAAUAAUAUAGAAAACAGUGACAGAAGCCAGCAUUUAUUGAGGAGCAUAUCACAGAAGCUUCCUUAAGUGAGCAUAGCACAUCAUGAGGCCUGAAAAGGGACAUAGGUUCUGACAGCUGCACUUAAGGAAAAUGGAUAAUAUAAUGGGAAAUAGCAGGAUUGGCUCAAAUACUUUGAACUGUAGUCAACUUCUUGGCAUCCGUCUGUCUCAGGGGACAAUGGAGGAGUGUGCCUUCAGGGGUGAAGUCAAAUUGUUGGAAGGUUGCAGCACCUGCUGUGGCUGUAGAGACUGAUACGAGAGAGACAUGUUUUGUUGCAGUAAACUGCUUUUGGAGCAAAAGGGGCACCCUGGUCUUUAUUUUCCUAAGGACUGUUUUUGGGACUUACAUCUACACCACCACCACCACCAUCAUAUAUUACUUAUACCCAGCCCAUCUGGCUGGGUUUCCCCAGCCACUCUGGGCGUCUUCCAACAGGAGAUUAAAAAUACAUUAAAACAUCAGUCAUUAAAAAACUUCCCUAAACAGGGCUGCCUUCAGAUGUCUUCUAAACGUCAGAUAGUUGUUUAUUCCUUUGACAUCUGAUGAGAGGGCAUUCCACAGGGUGGGAGCCACUACCGAGAAGGCCGUCUGCUUAGUUCCCUGUAACUUUGCUUCUUGAAGUGAGGGAACCGCCAGAAGGCUCUCGACGCUGGACCUCAGUGUUGGUUAAGGACUGGCUAAUUUGAUAAUCUCACUGGAAGCCUCUAGUAAAGGGAUCCUCAGGUCUCAGUAAGUAUCUCUUCAAAACUCAAUAAUGCACAAGAGACUGUUUUUCUGAUCAGUUCCUAUUUGCACUCCCUGAGCCUUUCCUACAUUGAUCAUGCCCCGUUCAACAUGCUAACAUUUUAUUGAAUGCCAAGAUUGGACACCUAGCCUCCCAUCUGUUCUCAACAGAAGUGGUGUUCAAAGAGUCUCUUUGUGAGUGAGCAUGGUGGUGGCUGAUGUAGGUGGGUUUUUUUCUGAUUGGGUGGGGCAUGGCUGCACCAUGUUGUGCCCCUGGCUUUUUCUUUUCUUCUAGAUGCGGCGGUCAUUUUGUAUUCUGCCACAUUCCUACAGCAGCCAUUCUGUGAUGGCUGCCCAUUGCACUUUCUGAAAAUUCUGAAUGUGCCUAUUGGUCCAAAAAUGUUGGCAGCCCCUGCUCUAAUAAAAGCUUUGGCCUUUGUUAAGUUUCUGCAAUAUAGAAAUGCUGACAUUUAAGCAUUUUCAUGAUCUAAAAAGGUGCCACCCCCCAAGUGCUGUUUGCUCCUUGGUGGAGUAGAUGGGAUGAGGAGGAGGAGUAUGGAGACAAGUUGUCCUCUAACUGUAACUCAACAAAGGAGAAAGAAGUUGGAUGUGCAGUUGCAGAUCUCCCACAUAAUAUGUAGUUUGGUCCUUUAGACCCUCCAUACAGUGGUAUCUUGGUUUAAGUACUUAAUUCGUUCCGGAGGUCUGUACUUAACCUGAAACUGUUCUUAACCUGAAGCACCACUUUAGCUAAUAGGGCCUCCUGCUGCUGCCACGCCACCGGAGCACGAUUUCUGUUCUCAUCCUGAAGCAAAGUUCUUAACCUGAAGCACUAUUCCUGGGUUAGCGGAGUCUGUAACCUGAAGCGUAUGUAACCUGAAGCGUAUGUAACCCGAGGUAUCACUGUAUUAGUUUAACUGUGGCAUGAGAGCUAUAGCUAUACUUCACUUAAAACUUCUCAAUGUUGCCUUUUGUAAAAAUCCAAGGAUGGGAUUAAGGCUGCAUUUUGUGUUCCCUAUUGAUAGCUCCAAUCAUCUUGGCACAACUGUAGUGUCAAACCAAUUUGGGUUCCUACAGGAAAUUAAUCUACUCUGAGUUUUUAAUAUACUACUAUCCUCCAAUCUGAUCAUGAGAUGCUAUAUUAACUGUUAGGCUUUGUGGAAAACAACAGCCUCUGUCAGCGUUUGGAAUUCAUGCAAGAAUUAUAAUAUAAUUAAUCUUCCAUUCUGCAAAUUUAACAAACCACAGAGAUCUUGAGAGAUGCCCUAUUUCCACCCAAUGCACAAAACACACAAACAAAAGUGCUGCCAAUGUGAUAGGAACACUUAGUGAAUCUGUAAGUGUUGCAUAAAAAUAAAACCCCGCAGUGCUGAAUCCAGAACCAGCUUUAUCUGUUUUAGAGAGAUGGAGCUGGGAGGGAGGACUACCAUAUUGUCCUGAUGACUAAUAAUAGAAUAAACUGGGAAAAAUGGGCCAUUGUAAACAAUACGGACCAAGGAUACUGGAAAUGGAAACUUUUAAAGCAGCUGAUCGUUUUCUCAGAUUGUCUUGUGUGAAACAAAGAUCAACAAUAGGUGCUGCCACCUGAAUCAUCCUCUGCAAUGGAAACCUGUACUUCGUUACGAUGAGGCUCAUAUAACUCAUAACUUAAACAUAAGCAUCUUCUUGUGAAGUACAGCAAUGAGGACAUUUUGCAAACUGCUUGCCUAACAACCCUGAAAUAAGGAGUGGUAGUAGAUAUAUAUUUAAUUCAAGGUCUGCCAGAGUGUUUAAUCUUUAAAUUCCUAUUUGUCAAUUGACUUCAAGUGAAAUGUUUUAUUUGAAAUUAACAUCACCUUGGACUUUGCUUCAUUGACUCAGUGCUGCAGUUAUCCCUGUGCAAUUUUGCUAUAUUGCAAAAAGUGAGAGAGAUGAAGUAAUCUUAGCAAUGUUUAUGGUUUUACUUGUGUGCUCCUGAUUAGUCAUGUAUCACAGACAACUCAAUGUAUAAUAAUGUCAUUCUAUGUAUGUAAAAUACAGUUUUUCAUCCAAAGCUGUAUACCUAAUUCAAAGAAGCAGAAUUUGAAAACGAUCUUCUCUCAAAUCCACUUUGCACACUACAGAAGGAAUGGGGACCCUACAUCUCUCCAUAUAUUGUUGGACUCCAACUCCCAUCUGGAGAGCUGCAGUUUCUCUAUCCUUGCAUUACAGAAAAUACCUCACCUUUGGAGGCUAGGAAGGUGGCUCUGGGAGAGACUCCCCUUGCUCCUGUAGCCCAAUUAUGGCUCUGGUUUUGAAGUGAGAUCCUCUUGACAACUUUAUUGCUAUCCUUUAGGCACUACACAAAAUCUGUUGGACUUUUGGUGGGUAAAAUGGGUUUAUUUCUUAGGUGUUUUCUUAACUGCUAUUGUUGUUGUUGUUGUUGUUUACAUAUGAUUUUUGUUCACUGUUUUAUAUAUUUUAUAAAACAGCCAUAAAUGGCACCUAUAUGGUAGCAUACACAUUUUAAUAUAACAAAUAAGAGUUUGUUCACCAUGCGUUACUGUGUGUCACUAUAGUAUAUGGAAGGAGGAACAAACAAACAAACCUGCAUAAACACAAUGUGCUGAGGUUCCAGUGUUCGAGUUAGGCAUGUGUUUUGAGAUAGAACUUGCUUCUAAAACAUUCCAAUGUUUUAUCUAAACCAUUCCAAAGGCAUGUGAUAGACAUAUAGGAACAGCUUGGACCGGUUAAAGAUGGUGAAAAACUCCACACAUCAUACAGCCAGUAGUGAAACGAUGAAACUCAAUGUCAAAUCUAGUGCUUGCGUCAUUAUCAUAAAUACUAUUUUGCUCCUUCAAGAUAUUUUAAUCCUUUAAAUUUCCUCUUCUUUCAGUGAUAGAGGAAGCUUGCUUUCUAUGGUGCAUAACUUUAUAAUAUACAGGAUAUUAAAAGCAUUCACCACUGAAUUAGGUAUUUUCAUUGAUAUCUUCCUUAACAAUAUCUAGUCACUGAAAGAGGCUAUUUUCCUGUUCUCUAGCCUCAAAAGUAGGGAACUAAGGUGACCCUGUUUUUAAAAAAACUACUUUAAUUUAAAUUGUUAUGAUGAUUCUGCCUUUGGAUUAAUAUUUGCCUGCUUCUGUGUAGUGGUAGGAUGUCAUCUGAAGUUAAGGUAGAUCUUAUUAACACAAUGUAGCAAAAGAUGCAAUAUUCCAUAUUAAGGAAAUCAUAGCCUUUCAUACCAUUUAUUAUUUCUGAACAGUAAAAAACAUAUUGCCAUAUAUUAACUGUGUCUGUGGAUGUUCCCUUGUCCAGUCUGUGGGGAUAUCCAGCCUUGACUCACAUGAUCAUCUGGGUAUAUAAUGCAUGGAUGACUUACUGUUGUGCUAGUAAAAAGAUACUUUUCAUGCAGCUUCACUACAGUAGUGAGUUGUGUCCAAUGUUUUUUUCAUGGAAGGCUCUUUCAUCCAAAAGAAUCUUCCAUGAAUGGAAAGGGAGCAGGGAGGGAGUUUCUGGGCAUCAUCAUUUACUCUGCAACCUCCUUAGCCGAUCAAAAGACUGUGGAGACCUUCUGUGGCAAUUUGAGAGGCUGUGUGUUUUAUUCUUUGAAUCUGAAUGCCAAUAUUUUAAAGUAAGUAGAGCAGAUACGGAGUGAUUAUUUCAGCUGAAACAAUUACCAACCAGAAGAAAGGUUGGUAAACAGUGUUAGUUCCGUACGUGAAAUGCAGAUUAUCUCCUUCUACUCCUACCAAAUUUUUGUGUUCUAUUAAUACAAAAGAGAGAGAAUUAAACACCACACACACACACACACACACACACACACACACACACACAUACCAUUAUUCAUAAACAAUCAGAGUAGUUUACAACAAUUGUACAUAAAAACAAUACAAUAAAAACCGUAUUAAAAAGUUAAAAUUAGAAAUCAGCUAACUAUUAUGAAAAUAUGUAUUCUUAAUUUCCUGCAAAGCCAGAUGGAAUGGGAAAGUUUUCAGAAGGCUUUUAAAAGUUGAAGCAGAAGACGUCUGCUAAUUUGUAGAGUAUGAACAUGGGCCAGUUACACUAAAAGCUUGAUUUCAUGUUGUUUUCAAAUGAGCCUCGCCAAUUUGGGGAACAACUAAGAACAACUAAGAACACUUCUGCAAAUGAUCUCAGCGACUGAGCUGGAAUCUAAGAGUUCAGGCAGUCUCUGAGGUACCUUCGCAAAUGUAGAACUUAAACCAUAGUCCCCCUUUCUGAUCCAUAGUCUCCUUUUUUAAUCCAAUCAAAAAUGGUCCCCUACAGAUAUUGCUCCUCAUCAUCAUAUUUAAUCUGUACCUAGGAGUGUUGAAAGACAGUUCACUAUACAUACACAGUUUAAUGCUUUAAUUUAUUUAGGCAAUUUUAUAUACUACCUUUUUAAAAAACCUCAUAAAAUAAAAAACUAAAAUACAAUCAACGUAAGAACAAAAGAACAAAACACUGAUUGAAACAGUAGACUGAGAUACAAAGGGCAGGGAGAAUAAAAAUGGGUUUGCAUGUCAUCAAAAGGCUAGUUACAGGUGUCACCAGAUAGGCCUCUCUGGAAAGGCAUCCCACAAGCUAGAACAAUCAAAAGUACCAUUUGCCUGAUCAUCUCCUGCCUCACUUCUAAUAGCAGGGAAGAAACGCAUGUAGCUUCCAGGCAGAUUGAUAGGCAUUCCUUUCAGUACUUGGAAUCUAAGCUGUUUAGGGCUUUAAAAGGUCAGCAUUUGCAGCUUGAAUGGGUCUCAGAAUUAAACUGACAGCAAAUGAAGUUAUUUUAAUACCACCGAGGUAUGUUCCCAGCAAGCUGUUUCACUUAAAAUCCUUGCAUAUGUCUUUUGUACUAGCUGCGAUGUCUUAACUGUCUUGAAGGGCAGUCCCGUGAACAACACAUCUCAGUAGUCUAAGAGGUGACCAGAGCAUGGAUAGCUAGACUAUCACUAUCUAGGAGAGGUUGUGCAUAGUUGUAAUGCAAGCCUGAGCUAGUAAAAUGAAUGAAUGCUCAAAGAAUAUAUUAAACACAUAUGGACCAAUGUUUAUGUGUAAUGUGGCUCAUACACAUGCUGAAAUGUCUGAUGUAUAUAUUCUUUAUGCACAACGUUUCAGGUUUGUUAACAGAAAUACAGUGCAAGUCGAAACGGCUUAGGAAGAAUAUAUCACAGCCUGUAGAUCAGACAACUGGUGAAGAUGCUGAGGGACCUGACCUGAAGCAAAUGUCAUCUACAACCAAACUCUACAAGGUAAUAAAAUUAUUGUGACAUAUUGUUGUGUAGUUGGCUACAACUAAUAAGCAUAGAAGAUUGCAUGAGAAUAAUUACCUAUUAGUAACUUCCUGAUUUUUUUAUAGAUCAGUCACUGAGUUUGUUAAUUAUUCAUGCAGAUAGUUAAAUAUGCUAUUUGACAUUAAAGAUGUUUGGUCUCUGUGUUCAGCCUUAAAAAUCUCACUGGUGAAGCAUUGCAAGAUGUAAUGCUGUGGCUUAUUUUCAUACUUUGUAAAGUGCAUUACUUGCAUUUAGUUUGCACAAUUGUGCCCCAAAAGCCUUGUUAAUGGUCAGAUGUUCUUUAAGUAUAUUCCAUCAUGUUGUGGUUUGUGAUUGUCCUAAACCAUUGCCAUCCCAGAGAGGUGACAGCUCAGGCAAGAGGACAGAGAGUCAGCUGGUUAGCUGGAUCAGGGAAGUUUCAAUCUACAGUUCUACAAGUAUUGGCUCAUAAAUCUUUUGGUCAGAGUUUGGCUACCUCAGCAACUACCAGGGUUUUAUAGCCUGGCCAAGAGAAUAUUUCUGCAAGCUCUAGUGCUGUAUCUUUAGGGAACAUAUAUAGUUUUUCAGUCGCAGGCUUCUUCUCAGGAGUAUAAUUCAGUGACCUACCUGAUGGGGGAACACUUUCCAGGGCCUUCCUGCUUAACGUCUCAGAGUUUGUGGGCAGUGGUACUUCUCAAAGUUUUAGUGCAAGGGAUUCAGGGUCCAAAGUAGAGGGUGCUGCCUUAGAAGGAUGGGAAGUGGGUCUGACUCCUUCUUUGAGCUGCUGCUGCUGGAGACACCGGUCUCAGUCGAGGGCCAUGACAGUGAUGUAGCAGUAGGUAUGGUCCACCUGAAGUAUUCAUUUAUUGGUAGAAGGUGUCUUACUAUGGCUAUAACGGGAUCUCCGUCCCCUAUAUCACUGAAUAGAAUAUCUGGUGCUGGUUUCGGAAAGACAAUUGUCAUCUCAAGUGUAUGAAUCCCCUGAAAAAUGCAUCUGUAUCAUAUUCAGGUUUACAUGCAUAUAUAAUUUAAGAAUGCAAUUACAUGCAUAUAUAAUUUAGGAAUAGCUGCUUCCGUUCUUGGCACCAAGCGGCUCAAAUCUGUACAGUACAGUUAAAAUAUGAGGCAGGGAAUCUUAUCCAGCUACUGAUGCUUAUGGUUUCUUAUUGCCAGUAUAGGAGAAAGUAGAACUAACCCCAGAACAGCAGAAUCUUCUUCACUAUAUCAUGGAUUCAUAUAAUAAACAGCGAAUCCCUCCCGAAGUGUCUAAAAAGCUUGUAAGUAUCCCAUUUAAUACAAUAGAUACGUAAGCAUUCGGAAUCCAAUAAUUGCUUGAAGCAUUUCCAGUUUAAAUUCUAGCAGUUCUAGAAAUCGUCUCCCCUUGGAAAAUAGUAAGGAUUAAUAGAUAUUGGGCACAAACUUGCUCUCCAAAUACAGAGCGCUGAGUGUGGAAGUUCUGUAUGCAGGUAAACAAAUGCAUGCAGGUAGGAGAGGAAAAGAUGGGCCACUUCAUCUCUCACUUCCCCACUUCCUUUCACCUGCCAUUCAGCAAAUGCAGCCUAAUGGUGACGGCAGCAUACAGAGGCCGCUGCCAUUGAACAGCAAAUACAGGACAAGUAGGGAGGAGAAAGGAAUAGGUCAACCUAAUCUGCUCUUUUCCCUAGCUCCCCCUUUAUGGUUUUCACUUCUCCUCUGGAUUCAAGGGUGUUUCGGGCUCCACCACAUUCAGCCUCUUUUGCUUCUUUCUCUACGUGGCCCUGAGUCGGUACAUGAAUUUACAGGAGGUGCAUUUGCUCUACGUAGUAGGAUGUGGAAAGAGCCACCACACUACACCCACAGAAAGCAAGAUUGCUAUUCUUCUUCACCUUGCGCAGCAACUCUUGACCUCCAGCUCCUUUAAAAAUAACUUUUAAAAACCACUUGUUAAAUGCUGUCAGUCUAGCAUAAUCAGUUUUCUCAACCUUUCAUAACCUAUAUUAUCUUGAGUCAUUCUGUUGAAAGGAGCCACCCAAUUCUAAAGUCUUUUUAUGCACCAUAUCACAAAUAAAGCUGACUAUUACUAUUGAUAUGAUUACUAGUACUAUUAUUAAUAACAACACAAUUCCAUUUUAAUGCUCAGUUGCAAGAGGAAUUCAGCGCUGAAGAAAAUUUUCUUAUCUUAACGGAAAUGGCCACCAGUCAUGUACAGGUCCUUGUGGAAUUCACCAAAAGAUUACCAGGUAUAAUAUGUUAAAUACAUUUGGCCUUACACUUCCUCUCUGUGUUUUGGUUAGACAGCUUCACUGCUGUAUGUCUGUGUUGGUGUACUUGUUUUAUUCACACCGAAAAAAGGGGGAGGGAACUACCUCCAAACCUAAUCAAAAACUGGAAACUAUCCUCAAAAUUUAGAAACUUGAGCAGUUUAAGAUCAAAUGCUCUAUCAACAUUAAUUCCAUUUUACCAUUAAUUCACCAUCAACAUUCAUUGCACUACUCUUUUGCAAUGUACAUGAGCACAGGUAUUUGCCCCAGCAAUGUACAGUCUAUUUUUUGUUUCUCCCUUGUUGACAAAUAGUUUUGUGAUAUCCUUCAACUUGUUUGUGCCCAUAAACCUCAAAAGCCAGCUUUGCUAGAUUCCUAUUGUUAAGCCACCAUUUCCCAGUACAAGUGGACUGGAUAGGUCUUGGUACUCUUUCAUUUGCCACAGUGUUCUUCAGGCUUGAGUCCCCAGAUGUUGUUGGACUACAACUUCCAUUAUCACUGACCUUUGGCUAAGUUGGCUGGGAAUGAUAGGAGUGGUAGUCCAACAACAUCUGGAUACCUAAGACCAAGGUUGAAGAACACUGAUUAUCACUCAUGUUUACACGAGUUGGGUUUAGGUAGCCCAGCUCAAUGUCUGCUGCUGACAUGCUUCUAUUUUAUUUUGAUACCUCUGCCUGGCUUGGAAAAAAUAGGACACAUUCACAGACCUCUGUAUCUUUUGGGGAUCCAUGUCAGCUGGCUGAAGGCAAUCAUGCUUCCUUUCAAAAUAAUUAGUAAAGAAACAUAUUGAUUGUAUUGUGCAUGUUUGUUCUCUCAUCUACAUGCUGCUUUAUAUUUUCACUGUUAUAUUAAAAUCCCUUUUUGUAACCCCAGUUCCUUUUUGUAAUAUAAACAAAACCGGGGGUGAGGGUGGUAGUGAGGGAAACGAGGCCAGUGGCCAAAUGAAAGCGCUCAGAACUACUCAAUUGAGUCCUGAAUGAGGAUAAUGCAACCAGCUCUCCUUUAGCUGAAGCAAGAAUUUAAUUUAUAAUAUGCUAAUCAAGUUGAAAGUAAUCACCCUUGCAAUCUUAAAUAAGAUUACAAGCAUGUGCACGUGUGAGAAACUUGGAUGGAUUCUUGCCUGGUGGCUUGAGAAAGAAAACAGAAUGCACUCUUCAAACACAACUGCCUGUAAUUAGAUAGUCAGCUGGUCUUGUGCCAAAUCUGCAGAUGUGCCAACCAUCUUUAGGUGCCGCCACCCUGCACAAUAUUCUUUGCUGGCAGAAAGAUGCUGGCUACUGGCUUGAUACUGUCACACUUUAAUUCCAGGUUUUCAGACCCUGGACCAUGAGGAUCAGAUUGCUUUGCUGAAGGGUUCAGCUGUAGAAGCCAUGUUCCUUCGGUCAGCUGAGAUCUUCAACAGGAAACUUCCUGUAGGACAUGCCGACCUCCUGGAAGAAAGAAUUCGUAACAGUGGUAGGUGCCUCUGAUGGAUAGCAAAAGGACCUUGAAAUGCCAGGCCAAAAAAGAAAAAAGCAAGCACCCAUUUUGCGAAUGUUACACAUCUCAGUGUUGAGUAGCAAGCUUACUUAGUCAGCUUUGAGUCCAAAGGUUAUCAAGUAAAUGUUUAAUCCUAAAAAUAUAAGCCACGAGAAUAAAACCGUUUCUUUGUAACCAACUAUAUUUGUUCAAGGAUAUGCAUAAACAAAUUAGGGCAAUGAAAUGUACUUCUUGCACAUUCAUUCCAAUAAAACCAUCUCACCCAUUUCAGUUAUUACAAUGUAAAAAGAUAGUACAAGGUCUACCAUUGCUAAUGUGUACCUUUGGGAGGGGAAGCCUAGAUUAGUAAGGUAAAAGGGUUCAUUUGGAAUAAAUCCACUGAGUUACAGUGGAUGUGUAAAUACAUUCAUUAUAUAUUUGGCUCUAAAAGAAUGGUUAGAUUUUGAGUUUAAAGCUAUGUGUGGAUUAUUAUAAUUUACAGCUUGCUUCUGUACCCAAAAUACAUUUUAAUUCUAACAAUUAUGCAGCAACUCAACUCACAGAGUUACUGACUUUCUCAAGGCCACCCAGUAAACAUCACAGCAGGGUUGGGAUUUGAACUCAUGUCCAACCUCAACACACUAACCCUUGCACUGUAAUGGUAUCAUUACUAGGUACACACACGCAAAAGACUUCAUCUUUUAAUAUAUAAAUGAGAGGGUAAUGAGGUGUUAAGGUGUGUCGGUCAGAUAGUCACACUGCCAUAUUUGCUGCCUGUUUUGCUGCCAUGAUUUCAAGAAUAAAAUUGCUCUUCCUUGGCUGCUGUCUCCCAUCCCACCAAACCCCACUAGGACCAGGCAUAACUAUGUCUUCUACUGCUGCAGUCCUAUGCACACCCACCUAGAAGUCAGUCCCCUUGGACACAAUGAGGUCUACUUCUGAGUAAAUAUGCAGAGAAUUGCACUGUAUACUUUGUUAUAUCUCUAGAGGGUUUUUCAGCUGCUGCCCUUUCUAACAUGUUACAGUCAAUACACUGAAAAAGAAUUAUUUUGAUGUGUUUUGACUGGUGUAUUUUCUCAGCCUGAAUUGACAUGCUGCCUGUCAUUGGGCUGACCUAUAUAGCUUAUCUGUAGAAAUAGAGAUAUUUCUCUCCAAAAUGUUUCUAAGCACAGCUUUAAGGACAUCUGAUAACCUCUUCUUUCUGGUCUAUCUCUUGCUUCUGGAGAUGUCUCCUAAAUCCUCUAACUGGAUCAGGGGUAUAACUGAUUGGAUCAUGGUUCUUGAGGAGCGGGAGAUGCUUGCAGGUAAAAAGUAACAGUGUACAAGCUACAUACAAUGAGUUCAAUCUGUACGCAGUAGCUUACAUUUCCAAAUUGUUUGCUUUUUCAUGUUCUUCAGAAUAUAAUGAGUGACAGCUGUUUUCUGGCUAAAUGGCACCGGUCCUUUCUGGUCCUUAUCAGCCCAUCUUUGAACAAGAGGAAGCAUGCAGACUCUGCAGGGCAACUGUGAUUAUGUAGGCAUCUUAUGUUUGAACCAGCUCUCAUUUGGUGGCCUGUUUUUAAACAGUGAGCAACCUGUUCCACCCCCAGCCCAAGCUGGUUUUUAUAUUUUAAAAAAUAAGCAAUUGCGGUCUAAUUUUGCCUGUUUUCCUCUUCCCUCCCCCUCCCUAUUCCUUUUGUGAUGUGUCUUUUUGUGGUAGAUGUUCAACAAGUGGCAGGCACUGUCUACCUGGGAAACUUGGUCUCUAGGAUUAAAAAUACCCAAACAGAACAAAACAGUUACAAUUCAUGACAGAUAUAUAUCCAAGAAUGACUAGAGGUUCAAUAUGCCUUACCUUUAACAGACUGUUCCCCAUCUAUUAGCAAGAGCUCAUGCUAAUCAUAAAUACUAUAACUGUAGAAUAUACUUUCAAUAUAAAAUGAAUCGUUUCCAAACUUUGAAGGAAAAAUGUACAGGGAUACUUCACUGGUUUGUGUUAAGAUGGUUUUAAUGUGAAUAUGAGUGUCAAGCUGUCGGCUCGGUCUUAUUGUCAGGCUUUGAGAAAUGCAGCUACAAAAGCUCUUCUCCCUCCCAUCGUGACUGUUUUGCAUGACAAUUUUGUGUGUGAUAGAUAAACUGGAAUGGUUGCAGAGUAAUGAUAACCUUUUUGCACAUUUAUGCCUAGGCUGCUUCUGUUUAUGUUGUUAUUAAUGCAAGGCUACUGGCUUAAUAGCUUGUGAGAUAUAAUGCUAUCUUGUCUACAGCCCUGAGUUCCUUUGCAUAAAUAUAUUUCUAUCUAACAUCAAGACUCUCACCUACGCUAGCAACUCUUGUUACCUAAUUAUAGCAUGUGCUUAUUUUCACCAAUAAAAGCUUGUAUCUAUUUUCACUAGAAUUAGAAAAACAGACUAGAUCAUCUUUUUGUGUAUGUGAGAGGGAGAUAUUUACUAUAUCAGUGGUUUAAUUCCAAUUUUAUUUUUUUAAUAACCCUAUGUUAUCACUUUGCAUAUAUUCUAGAAGCAAAAAAAGAAGAAGCAAAGGAUUUUUUAAAAAUCAAAGCUUUUUCAAAGCAAAUAUUCUGGAAACAAUCUAACACGCAUGCAGGGAAUUGCAUAUAUAUAUAUAUAUGAGACAUAUUUCAUUGUGCCUUCACAUUACAAAUUACAAGAGUUCAGUAAAGAAAAACAAUAGUGAAAUGCAUCCCAAAAUAGCAGCAAGAGUCAUAAAAACCCAGAAAUAGCAAUUAAAAAACCCAUUCCAGAUGAGGCAGUAUAUAGGAUUGGAUCCAGACUGGGACAUACUUAAAAGUAAACCCAUGGAUUUGAGUGGGUCCACUAAGGAUGACUAGGUCUGGAUCCAACCCAAAAUGUUUUGAUUGCAAAAAGCCUGAGUAAAUAUGAAAAUCUUAGUUUGGCACCUAAAACUAAUCAAACGGGGCACCUGUGUAGACAGCCCUGAUGGAGGUUUUUUGGUGGGGUGCAUGGUUCUCUUACACAAAAGACUUCUCUCUUAUCACUACCUACUGAAACUCUGGUGCGGGGGGGGGGGGCGUACUCAGAGAGGCUGAGUAAAUAGAUGAUGCUGACAAACCAGCAACAGUUUCAUAUGGAAGCAAACAGCCAGUUAAAUACCCGUGUCCCAAGCAGUGUAGGCUUUAACAUUCAAAACCUAGUGCCAAAAAUAUUAUGACGUCAGCCCUAGUUGAGCCGCUCAUGAUAGGAUCUGCCGAAGUUGAGACGCUGCCGCACAAAAAGGCCUUCUCUUUUGUACAAACAGAACCCGUGUCAUCAAGCGUCUUAGAUGGAGAAGCGUUUCAUGCAUUGGCAGGAUAAUAUGGGAGGGGGCACCCGCCUUCGGUAGUUUGGAACCCAAGUCACAUAGGUCUUCAAAGCAGGCACCGGCAUCUUGAACUGGCCUGGAAGCAGAUACAGUGGGACCUCGGUCGUCAAACACCUCCAUUGUCGUAUGUUUCAGCUCCUGAAAACCUUGAAAUAACUGCUCCGGUUUUUAAACGCAGCUUCCGUUUUGAGUUUCCCUAUUGUAUUGAGGCUUAAGCUUUCAGUUUUCGGUUUUCGAACGUUUCGGAAGUCGAACGGUCUUCCAGAACAGAUUACGUUCGAAAACCAAGGGUCCGCUGUAUAAGGCUACUCUUUGUAGAUUGUAAAGAAAUUUCAGAACAAAUGUUCCCUGAUGAAGAGCUGUCGCCUUGAGAAGUGUUGGAACCUGUCACUUAGGAAUCAUUUUGUUUUAUGCUGAAUGUGACUCUGGGUCAAACAUGUGCUGUGGGGCUGAUCAGGACCAAGGGGAAAGUUUGGCUCAUUGCCUGAGCAGUCAGUGAAAGCUUGGCAGAGCUUUGUGCAAGAUUUAUAAGGAUUUUUAAAAACAUAUUUCUCACGAUAACAUUUAAAUAAAACUGAAGUAAAUUUUCUAAUGAAGGGCUUUGAAUUGGGAAACGACUUUGGUUAGAUGAAUACUGUGAAAUUAACUAUAAUAUAAUGAGUAAUUAACAUGUUUAUUUCCCAGUAAAACAAGAGCUCAUUUAUUCCUUGAUUUAAUAUCCACCGGCAGCUUCAAACCUAUCCAGAUGAAAGAUCUCUUCAUCCAUAUUAACAAUAGUCUUAGUCAUAAUUAAUUAGCACGAAACAUUCUUCCUCACAGCUGUUUUUCUUCUUUUCUUUUAAUUUAAACAUCCAGCUGUAAUAAGCACCCCGUCUUCAAGUACAUAAAUCUAAAACUUAUUACUCCAAGAAGGGAAAUUAAAAUAGCAUGUAUAAUAAAGAGCAUAAGCCUGAAAGCGGAGAUAAAAUUUGACUUGUAUCAUAGAAGAAAUAAAAAUUUAAUCUACCAUUCAUUUAAGACCGGACACUACGGUAACACUGAGACAGUAUUUUCAUUGGGCAUAAUCAUGGAAAUCAUAUAUAUUACUUGGAGUAGUACAGAUUUCCCUGACUAUGUUGCAUGCACUAUUUUAUGCAUUGGGGAGAACCCUUUUUGUUUUCUUUUGAGGGCUGCGGAGUGAAAUGAGCAGGUCCAGAGCUGGCAAUGGGCUUGCAGUGGCCAAAGCAAAGUGUGUAGAGAUACACCCUCUCUCUGCUACCCUUUUCUUUCCCUCCCUGCCACCUCAUUCUCUCUGUCCCUCCCUGCCUGCCCAGUGAGUCACCAGGGGAACAACAGAUUGCUCUUGCCAGAGACCUGAACUAGCCCGUUGCAGAGGGCUUUUCCCUGCUUCUCCUUCCAUCUGGCUUCUGCCCCCUGUUUUCUCUUUCCCUUCCAGGUUUCCCCAUCAAAGGGAAAGCAGGCUGAGGGUUGUAGGUGGCUCUAGGGCACAGACUGUCUACUACCCCUGCUGUAUAGGAAGGCAACAGAUCCUACAGGACGAGGGCUUGUUUGGCUAAGGAGCAUAAGACCAAGUCCAUUCAAAAUAUAGCAAAAGAUACAAAAUGAGUAGCAAGAGCCUACCGCUGAUAGGCUCUUCACAAUGUCUGGGAGAGGAAAUAAAAUUAUAUACAUUUAGCGAUACAUUUAUUUAUUUAUCCGAUUAUUGAAUGGAUCUGUGAGAUCCAUGUUGUCUCUUUAGAUAAUAUGCAUAUAAAGGCAGCCAGACGAAAUAAUGAGCAGAGAACAGGACAUGGUCCUUCAUAAUCAGAAAGAUAUGAGGAGUUGUGAAACAGAACAAGCAGGCACUGAUUUUACAGUGGCAGCAUAUACUGAAUUAAGGCAAGAGUAUUCAGAUUUAAGCCAAUGGCCAGCCCAGAUUAAAAAUAUUUCUGCCAGUGCUUACAAUAGCACAAUAACAUACCGGGUGGCUGUUUUUUAAGCUGCUGUAGCACAACAGGCAGUACACCCCACUCCAGCCACUUGUUUCUGUUGAAGCAAGUUUUUUUAGAGGGUGUACACCACCUGCAACAACCUCGGUAUAGUGUUUCACCUUCCCACCUCAUAGCACCACAAGAGUCCUGACAUGGGGAGAUACAGUUUCCUCACCAGCUCCAGCUCUGGUGCAGGAAUUUUCCAAGUAAUGUAUCAAAGCCGUGUGGACAGUGGUGCUGCAUGUUGGCGAGGCAUAGAAGAGACAGGUAUCGAGAGGCAGAUGCCAUGUGGACUAGUACUCAGACUCAGCUUAUAGUCCCACCUUGGUCAAGGUUUUCAACCCUUCCACUCUUCUCUUUCCCCCUUCAUGGACAGAAGGGGUGCACAUAACACAACCAUCAUGUGAAUUGGCUACCAGGAGGACAAACUGCCAUCUUGUGCAUGCUGCAUGGGCUAAGAGAGAAAAUUCACAAAGCUUAUGGUGCAGACUAGUGAUUUGAACAGAUCCAUAUGCCUAAUUAACCUCAGGGGUGUGGGUUUGAGCCCCACAUUGGGCAAAAGAUUCCCGCCUUGCGGGGGAUUGAAUUAGAUGACCCUUAUGGUCCCUUCCAACUCUACCAUUUGGAUUCUAUCUAAUUCAUUCACAAAGUGGGAGAAAGUCCCAAUGGGUCUUAAAUGCUAGUAUAUUGUUUUAAGUGGUUUGUGUACGAUGCUUUUGGAAACAAACUGAAGCAGAAAAUUUUUUGUUUACGUGGUAUAUUUCUCUGCUACAAUAAAGAAGAAAAACCAUCCUUUUUUAAAAAUAAAUAAAUAGCCGUUUUCUAUACAGUAGACCCACAGCUUCCGUCUGAUUUACUUACGCAAUGGCAGCUUUGUACGGGUGGCAGGGAGAGCUGGCAGGGUCAGGGUAUAAGUCAGAAAGUGUUAUCCAAGAUCUCCUGAAGGCCCCACAAGAUCUCAGAUGACCUUCCCAGAGGCCAAUAAGCAAGGUGGAAGGCUUAAAAAGUUCUUUCUGUGCUGGGUUUUCCUGCUGUGAAUGGGAGUUUUUAAGCCCUCCACCACACUUACCAGGCUCUGCAAAUGUAGGAGCUGGUGUGCAAAGGCAAAAUCAUCACACAGGAUGGUUCCAUGUGUGUGUGUGUCUUCCUGACUUUGUGUGAUUUUGCCCUUGCACACUUACCCCUGCAUUAAGUUGUGGGCCUACUGUACUUAGACUCUGCUUGUACAUGAGGCCUCCCUUGUUCUCUCAGACAGGGAAGUGAUCCACACUCACUUAUCUUUAAAACUGCUGUGCCAUCAGGUGUUCCCAGACCUUUUACGAGGCCCUAAUAAAGUCCCUCUUUCAGUAAGAGUACAGCUCUCAAUCAUCAGACACUCAAAUAAACUUGUUACAAUAAUAAACUGAUGUUUUCUGGGCAUGAUAUUUAUGAUGACAGGAACAGGAGAAACAUAUUAACAGACAGUGGCUUGAGCUUUCAAUUUUGCAACCUGAGUCCACUGAGAUGAGGAAAAUCAACUCUCAAACAACCAAAUUAUCAGAACGUAUUUCCCCUCCAUUUAUAAGACUCACAGAACAGGCAGUGGAGUAGCUGGUUACAAAGGAUAAUAGCCCCCUCUCGUGGCUUCAAAAGGCUAUGCAGACGAGUACUGUACAGUGAAAGCAGAACAGGUCUGUUAAUAAGGAUGAAUAGAACUCUCUCUCUGUAUGUGUGUGUGUGUGUACACCUGAUACAUAUGAAUUUUCCCACUGCCUGUUCUUCUUAAGGUUUCAGGCUGUUGCUCAAUUUGGGUGUUGAAUCAUGCUGAGUUUCUAUUACAUACGUUGGAUUGCAACAUAAUUCUAAUGUUGUUUGUGCUUUACUCUGUUUCUCUCUUUAUUCUCCUUUCCACUUGAUAAGGAUAAUGAUUAAUAGUUACUGCCAAGGCGUACACAGGCCCUAUGAGGCCCCUUAUUGUCAUGGGCCUCAUUGACGCUUAAAAUGAAAUAUGAUCUCUUCCUUUAUAAGCCUUUCAGUUUUAGGACUAUAUCUGCACAUUACUCAUGAUUAGAAAAUGCAUCUAUUUUGGACUUGAAAUGAAUUGGAAAAUCACCACAUACUUGAAACUUGAUGUGCUUCGGAAACAAAAUUCCCCGCAUAUUGGCCCCAAUACAGAUAAAGUCAGUUUCAGUCACAUUGAAAUCCGUAGCAGCUACCAUGAACCUAAGUCAGUUGAUUUUGAUGCAAGGUGGAGCACAGCUGCAAAAAUUGAAGAAGUGUGAACUUCAAAAUAAUGCUGCAUUUUGCAAACCAAACCAAAUUUCUCCCUACUUUAAAGUAUUCCUUUCCCAAGCUCUUAAAUAGAUCCUCAUUGCAUUUGUAUGUUCCUGCCUGAUUCUUUCCAUUCUUAAAAUUUACCAAAAUUUACUGGGGAGCUGCAUGUAAGUGUUGGAACCUGAACUCAUGAUCUGAUGUUUUGCAGCCAGAGGCCCUAAGAUGCUUAACUCUGCAGGCGAAAGAAUCAGCUCACAACUGAUACCCUUGCCAGAAGGUCUAACUCCAGCACCAGUAAAUCAGAACAGAGUGAGGGACUUAUGGCUCUCCAGGUGUUGUUGGGAUACAGUUUACAUUGUCUCUGACCAUUGUGAAUGCAAAUUUCUCUCAGCUAAGGAAUCAAAGAUAGCCUUGGGAGACUUCUCUGCAGUGGCAAAUUUCUAGCCCAUGGGCCUAAUUAGGCUUCCCAGGUUUAUCUUGGCCCACAGGGCUACUUUGGCAAAGCCACACCCCUACUGCCUUACACCUGAUAUAAUAUACAUGUGGACAGAUGUCGAAAGCAGGUUUGCCUGUACAGUUUCAAGCAUUCACUGAUCAGAAGAUCAUUGACACAUUUGCCAUUGUAGGCAAAUGAAAAUGGAUUGCUUGACAUCAUUGUGAUAGGUGACUGACAGGUUGGCAACCCUGCCCAUCUAUCACACCAGACCUUUGAGGGCCAGGGAGAUAAUGAUGUGCCCCCACUGGUGAGAUUUAGGUGUUCAUCCCUGCUUCAAUGUGCCUUAGCUGCAUUUCUUGAUUAGCCAGAUGUGAAUAACUGUGUGAAAGACGAAAUGAAGUACCUCAAAUACCAAAAGGGCUAAAUAUAUCAUAAUAAAUGAUACAUGAUACUCUGUCUAGUUUCAUGCUACUCAACAACAUAGUGGUAGAACUAUAUAUUUUAUUGAUGUUUAAGUACUUCUCAAUAUUUUGUAUUAUAGGCAUCUCAGAUGAAUAUAUAAUACCCAUGUUCAAUUUCUAUAAAAGUGUUGGGGAACUGAAGAUGAGACAAGAAGAAUAUGCUCUACUCACAGCAAUAGUUAUCUUAUCUCCAGGUAAUUUCAGUUUCUUUGUUAUUAGAUCAACGUGAGAAGAAUAAAAAGUCAGGUGAAUGACAGAAGGAUAUGAUUUUGAUGUCUCAUAUUAAAAAGUAAUUGAAAAACCAUUUUGCUAAUGCAGUUUAAUAAUAAAAAGGUAUAAUUACAAUGAACGGGAACUUCAUUUGCUACUCAUGAGCAGGAGUAAGAAUAUUGAGCUACAAGGAUUUCACUUUAGUUUUUGUUUUUAUAACUUACAAUUAGAUGGGUUCAUAAUGCCAGGUCUAGAAUUAUACAAAGGUCCAAGGACUGCCUGAGCCCUUUUAGUCCAGCUUGAUCACUGAGUUCAUCCGGAGAAGCAAUGUACGUUGUCCCUCAUGUUUCAGAAGCUUAACUGACUACAACAGUUGUUUGUUUUUAAACAGCAGUCACUGGGGGCUGUUGAUCAGUGGUCCUGUAAAUACAUAAUCAGAAUUAAUGUCAAUGAAACUUGUGACAAGUUUUUACUGGUGCACAACCUGGUACCACAAUUGUUUAUAUGUGAACAACGUAGCCUGUAAAGAGAAAACCCAUGGAUUUCAAUUGCAGUUAUGAACACUGUAAUCUUAUGAAUUGACAAAUGUGAACUAACUCUCAUAAUUGUUUUUCCCCUCCUUUCCCACGUAUCCCGCCCCCCGUAAAUUUGAAACCAGACCGGCAAUACAUACAGGACAGAGAGUCUGUGGAAAAACUUCAAGAGCCACUGCUAGAAGUUCUGCAAAAAUUCUGCAAGCUUUAUCACACAGAUAGUCCUCAGCACUUUGCAUGUCUCCUGGGUCGUCUUACAGAACUGCGGACUUUUAAUCACCACCAUGCAGAUAUGCUGAUGUCUUGGCGAGUGAAUGAUCACAAGUUUACACCUCUUCUUUGUGAAAUAUGGGAUGUACAGUGAUAAAGAAAAAUGGGUUUGAAUGUAAUCCUAAACACAUUUAUUUGGAACGAAUGGAACUUCAUAAACAUGUGUUCAGGACCGGGUUCCUUGUUUUGCAUUUUUUAAAGCACCAAAAAAGCACAUGUAAUAAGUGUUUCUUAUGGGAGUUAGAGGUUAUUUUCCAAGCAUUAUGUAAAAGACUUUCACAUGGGAAGAUGGACUAAGUGCCCUGGCCUCUAAGCCUCUUGGAACAAAGCUGAAUCCUUCCUGCCCGAAGCAGGCAUCCUGUUAUACCUUUCGAAAUUAAACUGAUUGUAUCUCACUUUCUUCAUUUCAAAUGCCUGAGAAGAUUAUCAAGCUUUUUCAUCACAUUAUACUUAUUCUAAAUGUUUCAUUAAUAUACAAUGUUGUAGCUGUUAUAAGAAUUCAGUAAAAGUGACUCUGCCC